Manihot esculenta (cassava) is the source of this 626-nucleotide messenger RNA. RefSeq lists its product as uncharacterized. The coding region runs from base 49 to 375 and encodes 108 amino acids. The record is from RefSeq and is a predicted model, not a curated record. NCBI's taxonomy places the organism in Eukaryota, Viridiplantae, Streptophyta, Magnoliopsida, Malpighiales, Euphorbiaceae. The transcript has a single exon.
CACAAAGAGCUAUAGCAGCAAAGCGGUAGUAAAAGCUGUUUACAAGAGAUGGAAACGAAGAAGAAGCUGUUUACAAGACGUGGUUUAUCACUCAUGUUUCUCAUAUUGUGGUUGAUGGUCAUUUCUCCAACGGUGGCCUGCCCGUUGGCGUCGACUGCCGGCAGCGGAUGCAAGGAGUGCAUAGUUGAUCAGAUGAAGCAUGGGUGUCCAUCAUGUGCUCCGAUCCUACGGUGCAUGGCACGGUGCUUGUGGGGUGGUGGCUCAAGGUCCAAAUGUGUUAAGAAAUGCGACUGCGAUGGUGCUAUGUUAAGACUUUCCGACUGCAAGAAAUGCAUGGCUCGAUGCAAAUGUAGCUGUGUGGCAUAUAGAUAUUGAUCACCAAUAACAUUCCUUUCCGCAUUUUUUUUUUGUCUAAAUAUUUCUGUGUUUAAUUACCAUGCAUGCGUGUUUUAUAUUUGCAAUGUAAUAGGCCAAUGAGUUUUAGUUGUUUUACCUCCUUCUUACUUGGCUUGGGGGUGAGAUGGUCAUUUACCUUCCUUCUAUCCUCAGAGUUUUCUCAUGGCCGUUGAGAUGUUCAUUUACAUUAGAAGAUUAAUGUUUAAUGGCGGUCGAUAGACUAUUGACUA